Habropoda laboriosa is the source of this 488-nucleotide messenger RNA. RefSeq lists its product as uncharacterized. The record is from RefSeq and is a predicted model, not a curated record. Bases 1 to 282 code for a protein of 93 amino acids. NCBI's taxonomy places the organism in Eukaryota, Metazoa, Arthropoda, Insecta, Hymenoptera, Apidae. The transcript is spliced from 3 exons.
AUGUCGCGGUUCUCCACCUCCCUCCUCGUUUCUUUCCUCGCGGUGAUCGCGAUCGCGAUCGCGGUCGCACACGGCAAACCCACCAUAUACAAGAGGAACCAGGACAACGUGUUCGAGCCGGUGAUGGUGCCAGUCUCGUCCACGGUGAUUCCUCUACCGGUGUACAAAGUGGAAUACGGCUUGGGAUUUAUAUCGAAAGAUAAAAAGGCUCAGUCGUCCUUCAAGCCGGAGGGUGGACUGAAACUGAUAACGAUCAAGAAGAACCAAGAAAAGAAGACGUAAAACCGUAGGCAACAGCGCGCACAAGUUACCAAGUGACCUCCUCCCUCCGAUUGCAAGAUGACGAAAGUUUUUUAAGUCCUGUGUCGACGAAGCGACGUAAAUACACUCUUAGUGUCGUACGACCAUGUAUGCCAAUAUGUCGUAGAUUGUAAGUCUAUCUCGAAUUUAUUCGAAACGAACGUUGCGUUUCACGCGGUAACGGAAAC